Molecule: messenger RNA, 2321 nt
Organism: Ostrinia nubilalis (European corn borer)
Lineage: Eukaryota; Metazoa; Arthropoda; Insecta; Lepidoptera; Crambidae
Exons: 6
Coding region: 189-2108 (639 amino acids)
Source: RefSeq, a predicted model, not a curated record
GACAAUGGGCCGCGGGAAACGCAUAAUUACGCAAAAAACCAACAUCCGAUUGCCUGUUUCAUAUUUCCCAACUAUCAGUAACUUACACAGCCCCACUUGAUAUCCACGUAUUCAAUAAAAGCGCGCCAAAAUAUUCGGAUGUCAAGGCCGCCAUUUUGAAAAGACCUGUCAAAAUUUGCGCGGGAAAAAUGACAGCCGCUAGUGCUGUGUACGCGUUGGUAUUUUUCACUGUGAUCGGUUUUCAAGUGACCGCGUGGACGAUCGAUUUGCCGGAAGUUAGGAAAUUUUAUUUCGAACGUUUCGAAAAACAUGAAGCCAAAGAAAAUCUAAAUAAUGAGUCGUACGAUAACAUAAACGGGAAUAGUGUUCAUAAUGCUAAAGAUAUGCAUGUUUAUGAUUUGAAUAAAAAUAAUAGAAUUAAAAACCACGGCGAAGAGAAGAGCAAGUAUGCGGAUUCGUUCAACAAUUACGAGUCCUACAUGGUGCGAAAAGUGCAGGAUGCCCUUCACAAUGGUAGCGUAUACGUGGACGGCCUCCGUCUGUCCAUCGAGCGGUACAUCGAGGUGCUGGAAAACUGCAGCCGGCUCAACUUGACCUCGGACCUCCCGCCCGAGCUAACAUCGCCGUUAUCCAUCGGCGAUUUCACCAGCGUCCGCGCCUGGGUGGCCACCUGCCGUCGAGCCACCGAGUCAAGCGAGCACGUGCGGCGGCUCGCCGAGCUGGCGCUGUGGACCACGCGUCGGCUGCAGGACGUGGCCUUCACUGCUAAGUACAGCAAGGAUGACAGCAUGGAAGAAAACGAGUUGUUACUACGUCUGGCGUGGUAUCUGGACAAGCUGGCGCAUCUCACAGGCUACGACCCGAAUCCCGAAGACCACACCACCACUGCACGUCCACCAGAGACAACACGUCUGCCCUCACUCGCCCUGCCUCUGCCGAACUUUCUGCCAAACAUAUCGGCUGAGGUGAAGAACGCCAUACUGGAAUGUCUCCGAGUAAACUCUAGCGAGCCCGCGACCCAAAGGUGUGCCCUGCCGAUCCCGCCGCGGGCGCUCAGGCAAAUCGCUAGGGUGUACAACUUAAGUGAUUCCUCCGAAACAGACGCGUCACUCGAUACGUCAGGCCGAGUACCACGAAGAUUGAGUGACGACACUUCGCUCCCAUCCCUAGAACCGGAACUGCUGCUCGCCACAGACAACAAACGCGUUUUCGCGCCAAUUCUGACACCUGUCAAAUCAGUUCAAAAACGCUCCGUCACAGAUUCGGUAGAUCCAUUGGUCAAGGUUUUGAAAUAUUACGCGAAGCAUAAGAUUUGGGUCAAUUCUAAUCCUCUCGUUGAAAAUUUUGACGAAUUUGCGCCAAAUAAUGAUGUCUUUGACGUUAAAAACGAUUUGCACCCUAAAAAUAUCCAAAAACGGUCAUUAGAUGAUAAACCUCAAGUUCUAAACAAGCCUCAAACAAAUCCUUUGCAGGAUCUUAGCAAAUACAUUAAAGGAAAGCCUAGUAUCCACUACAACAUCAACAGAGAACGUUUCCGUUCUGCUCUAGACGCUAUUCACAGCAAAAAGGUUAUUUCGAACAACAAAAUAAAGAAAUUAAAAAAGAUUUUUAGAUACCGACGUUCGCCCUACGAGUUUGAACAUCACCACCACGAGCAUUUUCUUCCACACAUUCCACACGACCACGUAAUAAAAACGCACACAAACGUCCACUACGAACCUCACAAAGAUCCGGCAGUGGUAGCUAAAGAGACCGUUGAAAAAAUAAAGGCGACCAUAGACAAGAUACACACGAAAAAGGUUAUAUUGCACAAGAAGAUUGAAGCGUUGAAACAUAUUUUGAGGUCGAAACGGUCUACGCACUAUGAGGGUGUGAUUCGGCCCCGUAUAUCGGACAAUCCUCAGCCAGACUUGAGUUAUUAUGUAAAGAAUAGGGUAGGCACAAAUUUUAAUAGGGAUUUGGCUCAAGCAGCGUCGGUGAGAGCAUCGCUAGAGAAUGCUUUCCAGAGGGGAAACAUUUUGGUGGUACAGCGGUACGGAGCUAACUACAAUCCAGCUGUUCUCAACCCUUUCUAUGCAGGAGUGCUUCAAUCUAUGAGUGAUUCUUAACCCUCAAUCGCUCAAUGGUAGUAUAGUAACUAUUAUUUUGAACUUUAUUGCCUUGUGUUAAGGUCCAAAAACAAGAUUUUUAUUAACUUGCGUAUCCGUUCUACAGCCGUAUUGGGGCAGUAGUUUCUUUUCUUAACAAUAACGUUAUCAUAAAUCACUGGUUAACGCAGCGUAGGACGUCCACCUACAAGGUGGACCGAUGAUCUCGUAAAG